Molecule: messenger RNA, 2947 nt
Organism: Corylus avellana
Lineage: Eukaryota; Viridiplantae; Streptophyta; Magnoliopsida; Fagales; Betulaceae
Gene: MCM6
Product: minichromosome maintenance (MCM2/3/5) family protein
Biological process (GO): DNA replication initiation; double-strand break repair via break-induced replication; mitotic DNA replication
Cellular component (GO): nucleus; MCM complex
Molecular function (GO): single-stranded DNA binding; ATP binding; single-stranded 3'-5' DNA helicase activity
Source: RefSeq, a predicted model, not a curated record
GGAGGGGGAGAGAGAGAGAGAGAGAGAGAGAGAGAGUUGUAGGUUACUGUGAUAGAGACGAAGAAGAAUGGAGGGCUUGGGUGGUUACUUCAUGGAUGAGAAAGCGGUGCGCGUGGAGACCAUUUUCCUGGACUUCCUCAAGAGCUUUAGAUUUGGGAAUUCGGCGGAGCCCUAUUACGAGGCGGAGAUCGAAGCAAUGAAAGCCAGCGAGUCUACCACCAUGUUCAUCGACUUCUCUCACGUAAUGCUUUUCAACAAUCUCCUCCAGAAGGCCAUUGCCGAAGAGUACUUGAGGUUUGAGCCGUAUCUGAGGAACGCCUGCAAGAGGUUCGUGAUGGAGCAGAAGCCUACUUUCAUAGCCGAUGAUAACCCUAAUAAGGACAUCAAUGUUGCCUUCUUCAACCUUCCUCUCACCAAGAGGUUGAGAGAAUUAGCUACAGCAGAAAUCGGAAAACUAGUAUCGGUAAGUGGAGUGGUGACUCGCACAAGUGAGGUACGGCCAGAGCUUCUCCAAGGGACUUUCAAGUGCUUGGAAUGCGGAAACAUCAUCAAAAACGUUGAGCAACAGUUUAAGUACACUGAGCCAACAACAUGUGUGAGUGCCACCUGUAUGAAUAGAACAAGGUGGGCAUUGCUUCGGCAAGAGAGCAAAUUUGCGGACUGGCAGAGGGUAAGAGUGCAGGAGACUUCUAAAGAGAUACCUGCUGGCUCCCUUCCCAGAUCACUGGAUGUUAUUCUUCGCCAUGAGAUUGUGGAACAAGCCAGGGCUGGCGACACGGUCAUUUUCACUGGCACUGUGGUUGUGAUACCGGAUAUAAUGGCAUUAGCAUCCCCUGGUGAGAGAGCAGAAUGUCGUCGUGAUGCAUCGCAGCGGAAGAACUCUUCGGGUGCAAAUGAGGGUGUGAGAGGCCUUCGAGCAUUGGGAGUGAGAGACCUAUCCUAUCGCCUUGCCUUCAUUGCCAAUUCAGUUCAGGUUUCUGAUGGUAGAAGGAACUCUGAUGUCAGGAAUAGAAAGAAGGAUGGUGAUGAAGGCGACAACCAGCAGUUCACAGCAGAAGAACUAGAUGAUAUUCAAAGAAUGAGAAAUACUCCUGAUUUCUUCAAUAAGCUUGUUGAUAGCAUUGCCCCAACUGUGUUUGGUCACCAAGAUAUCAAGCGAGCAAUCCUGCUUAUGCUCCUGAGUGGUGUGCACAAGAUUACUCAUGAAGGCAUCAACCUGAGAGGUGACAUUAAUGUCUGUAUUGUUGGAGAUCCCAGCUGCGCAAAGUCUCAGUUCCUCAAGUAUGCUGCAGGCAUAGUUCCAAGAUCUGUUUACACAUCUGGAAAAUCCUCCUCGGCAGCUGGAUUGACUGCAACUGUGGCCAAAGAACCAGAAACUGGAGAAUUCUGUAUUGAGGCAGGUGCACUGAUGCUUGCUGACAAUGGCAUUUGUUGCAUUGAUGAAUUUGACAAGAUGGACAUUAGAGAUCAGGUGGCAAUUCAUGAAGCCAUGGAACAACAGACAAUAAGCAUUACAAAAGCAGGAAUACAAGCAACACUAAAUGCAAGGACCUCAAUUCUCGCUGCUGCCAACCCCACAGGGGGGCGGUAUGACAAGUCUAAGCCACUCAAGUAUAAUGUGGCUCUUCCUCCUGCUAUUCUUUCGAGAUUUGAUUUGGUGUAUGUUAUGAUCGAUGACCCAGACGAUCAAACUGACUACCACAUUGCCCAUCACAUUGUGAGAGUGCAUCAGAAGCGUGAAGCGGCACUCAGUCCUGCCUUCACAAUUGUGGAGCUGAAACGUUAUAUUGCAUAUGCAAAAACUCUGAAGCCCAAGCUAAGCGUAGAAGCCAGGAAACUGUUGGUGGAAUCUUAUGUUGCUCUCCGUAGAGGUGAUACAGCUCCUGGGAGUAGAGUUGCUUAUCGCAUGACAGUUAGGCAGCUGGAGGCCCUAAUAAGACUGUCAGAAGGCAUUGCUCGAAGUUAUUUGGAAACUCAGGUACAACCACGUCAUGUUCGUGUGGCAGUAAGAUUGCUAAAAACAUCCAUAAUCAGUGUGGAGUCUAGCGAUAUUGAUCUUUCAGAGUUUCAAGAAGAAAAUCGUGAUGAUGGCAAUGGCGGUGAUGAUGGCAAUGGCGGUGGUGACGGAAAUGGCGGUGGUGCUGGCAAAGAAGGCACUGGUCAAGAUGAUGCUCAACCAAGCAACUCUACAGCUGAGCCAGCUUCUGGAAAUGUUGAAAGUGGAGCAGGUUUGGCAAAUCGACAAGGGAAAAAGCUUGUGAUUACUGAUGAGUAUUUUCAGAGGGUCACCCAAGCACUAGUAAUGCGCCUUAGACAGCACGAAGAAGCUGUAAUGCACGAAGGGACUGGUUUGGCUGGAAUGAGGCAGAGAGACUUGAUCCAAUGGUAUGUGGCUCAGCAGAAUGAGAAAAAUAACUACAACUCCAUGGAGGAGGCAGCAAAUGAAGUUUCCAAAAUUAAAGCCAUCAUCGAGAGUUUGGUACGAAGGGAAGGCCAUUUGAUAGUGGUAGAUGAUGGUAGACAAGCAGCAGAGGGUGAAGGUCCAGGGCAGUCAUCAUCUGUAUCUAGGAAUGACAGAAUUUUAGUUGUUGCUCCAAAUUAUGUCGUAGAUUGAGGUGGAAAAGCUUUUAAAACUAAGUGAUCGCCUCACCUAUCGCCCAUAAGCUCCCAGUAUAACUUAGCCAUGUGUAGGCCGCAAGUUUGGCGUUAUAUAUUAUAGUGGGAUUCAUUAGAGCUGAAAUCAAGGUGCCAGGAAGCACGGUUGCCUGAUUGCCCAAUUAUUCGAUGUUGUUAUCCAAAAUAGUAGUAUUUCAGCUGAUUGCUGCUGCAAGAGAGAGAUAGAUUUUUCUAUUAAUUUGCUGUAACCUAUGUUGUAAUGCAUUUUUUUUUUUUUUUGAAGCUUUAAAUUCAUUGUGAAUGUGCUGAUUUUAGAAGCUGUUAAAUGAAA